Messenger RNA from Chanos chanos (milkfish), 6921 nucleotides. RefSeq names its product DOP1 leucine zipper like protein B (gene dop1b). The record is from RefSeq and is a predicted model, not a curated record. The coding region runs from base 1 to 6921 and encodes 2306 amino acids. The transcript is spliced from 38 exons. Gene Ontology annotation, biological process: Golgi to endosome transport. NCBI's taxonomy places the organism in Eukaryota, Metazoa, Chordata, Actinopteri, Gonorynchiformes, Chanidae. Gene Ontology annotation, cellular component: endosome; trans-Golgi network.
AUGAUGGAUCCCGAGGAGGCGGAGCUUCAGAAUGACUACCGUUACCGUAGUUACGCAGCGGUUAUUGAGAAGGCGCUGCGGAACUUCGAGUCAUCCACUGAGUGGGCUGACCUCAUCUCCUCUCUAGGAAAACUCAACAAGGCUCUCCAGAGUAAUCUGAAGUACUCUCUGUUGCCAAGGCGGUUGAUCAUUGGCAAGCGUUUGGCUCAGUGCUUGCACCCCGCCCUUCCCAGUGGAGUUCAUCUUAAAGCACUGGAGACUUAUGAGGUCAUCUUCAAAAUCAUUGGCACAAAAUGGCUGGCCAAGGACCUCUUCAUCUACAGCUCUGGGCUGUUUCCACUGUUGAGUCAUGCAGCGAUGUCGGUAAAGCCAGCUCUGUUGACGCUGUACGAGCGUUAUUUCCUCCCCCUUCAGAGGGCACUGCUCCCCAGUCUUCAGGCCUUUGUCAUGGGCCUCCUGCCGGGUCUAGAGGAAGGCCUGGAGGUGUAUGACAGGACGGAUGCACUGUUACUGAAGUUGUCUAUGUUGGUGGGUCAGCGUGUCUUUUAUGGUGCUUUGUGGGGAUCAGUCCUUGUGUGUCCACUGAUUCGACUUCCAGCUUCUCUCUUCAUCAUCACACACUUUGACCGCAUGGCCUCUGGCCGGGAGCAGAGAUACAUGCUGGGUACAGACCACCGUCUUGUGGUGAAGUCAAUUUGUCUGUCUCUGCAAGAUUGUAAUGUUCUGGUCCAGAGAAACAUGCUGGAGAUCCUACUCUACUUCUUCCCUUUUGUCACCUGCCUGGAUCCUGAGGGGGGCGCUGUUCCGAUAACCCGAGAAGAGAUGAUCACUGUGGUGUCUGCAGCCUCGCUCACACUGCUCAGGAGAGACAUGUCACUGAAUCGCCGACUCUAUGCAUGGAUGCUAGGCACUGACAUUAAAGGAGGCAUGGUGGCUCCAGAUCCAAAUUUGUCAUCCACUAUUGAGGGGCACACAGCAUUCUACUUCAACACGUACUCCAGAGGACUACUCCUGCAGGCUCUUGUUAACAUUUUGAAGAGGGAGAACACAGAAGGAGACCCAGAGAGUGUUAUGGAGUAUCUUAAGCCAUUCCGCAUUAUCAUCAGCCUGCUUGACAAACCAGAGAUCGGCCAGGUGGUGUUGGCAGACGUGUUGUUGGAGGUGGUCAGGGCAUUCUACAGUUACUGCAGAGAGACACUGGGAGAAAACAUGCUCAACUGCAGCCUCUCCGGCCACCAACUCAACAUUAAGAUAAAGGAGAACAAAAGUACAUCAGAGAUUAUAAAGACUUUUAACAUGCUAGUUGGUGCCAUGGGCACCCAGUACCUGUGGAACUACAUGUCCGCAUGCUUCCUCACCUGCCUUAGUUCACCAGGUGACCCAGAUGUAACAACACCGAAGACAAACUGCAGUGUCCGGCCCACUGUGUCUGAGCUCUCCACCCUCAUCAUCUUUCUUCUGGAUGUUAUUUCCAUGGAGCUGUAUACUGAGAUCCAAACACAGUACCUACCCCAGAUGUUGGGUCUCAUGCUGCAGGGUCUGCGUGAUCACAUGACGUCCAUCAGCUUGUCGGAGUUGACACAAGGUCUGAGGGCAUGUUUUAAGGUGCUCAGUAAGAUCCAGAUGCCUGUGACUUAUAUGGACGUGGGGGCGGAGCUUAACGACGAACUCACAGAGGCAAGAUUCCAACAGUUAUCUCAGAAGGGGAAAAAUGAAAAGACAGAAGAUGAAGGAACUGACCAGACGGAUAGUAACCAGGACAUUCAUCAUGAUGAAGCAGCUGUGAAUGGGCAGGCUGAACAGGAGGCGGAGCCUGGAGAGGUUUUAGUCCCGCCUCUGCGUUCUGAAGACAGCGGACUGGGUCUGAGUGCUUCACCCUCUGAACAGCACCUCCACCCUACGUCCGGUUUCCCGGAUGAUCCUUCAACAAAGGACUCAGAGAAAGAUGAUUCAUGGAGGAGAGGAGGGAGUAUGGAAAGCAUGAGGACAUGUAUGCAGGACAUACUCACUUCUUUGAUUACCAGGUACCUGUUACAGGUGGUAGAUCCGGAGAGAGAAGGACAGGAUGGCUCAUGUGUGCCCAGCCAGAGUGCUCUCUCUGAGAGGAAGAGGAGCUCUGUGUCUGGGCGUAAGGAGAGCAGAGAGUUGUCCAUCCCGCUCAUUAAAGACCGACUGGCAGGGUUCUUCACCCCAAACAAACUCAGGCCUUCAGACCAGGACGGUGCACCAAUGGAGAGCCAGAAAGGACAGCAGCAGGGGUGGAUAGAGGGGUAUGUGUCGCGGGGGAAGGGGGAAAUUUCAGAAGACUGUAGACAGAGUUUCACCGCUGUCUGCCACCUCCUGCUGGAGUGCACUACUUUCCCCAUCUACCUGACAGAAGAGGAGAGCAAACAGCUAUAUAUUAGCUUGUUCAGCAAUACUGGGGAGACUGUCUCCCUGCCUGAGUGGCUGAGGACCUUUAUGGCACUGUGUUGCUUGUGUAAGGAUCACCAGGUGCAACAGGUGGCCAUUUCCUCUCUGCUGGAGUUGGUUAAUCAUUCUCAGUCGUUAGCUCUGGUCAUUAAGGACAAAUUUCAGCGUCACAGUAGCUCCAACAUGAACCCCCUCAGUGGGCAACUGCAGAUGGUAACUCUACCCCCCAUCUGCCCAGCUCUCCUCAGGGCCAUGGAGGAGCAGACAGAUUUUUACCAGAGGCUAGCACAUGGCCUGUGGGCUCAGUUGGAUACAGAGCGUAGGGAACACCACAUAUCAUGUGUUGAACUCUUCUACCGUCUGCACUGUCUGGCUCCAUCUGCAGCCAUCUGUGAGGACAUCAUCUGCACGGCCUUACUGCACAGAGACAAGAUGGUGCGUCUGGAGGCUCUCCACAAGUUCUCUCUUCUGUGGCAUCUGACUCGUGAGAUUCAAAACAAUCGAAGCUCAUCCCACAAGCGUUCCUUUGACAGGUCUCUGUUUGUGGUGUUGCAGAGUCUGAGUAGUCAGGAUGGUAGUGUAAGUGCCUCAGGACAGAGCUGGCUGUUGAGAGCUCUCUCUCUCAGUGACGUUGUCCGAAUACUAGAACCUGUCCUGCUCUUACUGCUGGACCCAAAAACCCAGAGAACAUCCAUCCAGACUGUCAAACACAACUUGUCUCUGGGUAAUUUAGAUGUGUUGACCUGGAGAGACAAGUCCAGCACAAAGAGCACUGCUCUCCGCGGACAUACCAUGUCGCUGGGUAACCAGCAAGAGGAAAGCCUUGCGACUCUGUUUGACCGUGAGGCAUUGUGGGCAGAGCUGGAGAGCACGCCGAAUCAGUGCGAAACGCCGCCUGACUCCAGGGAACUAUCUCGAAGUGAAAGCGAGGAGACGGAGGGGGAGGAGGAAAAGGAGGAGGAGGAAAGCGAGCACACCGAGUCGGCCGAUACGAGCGGAGCUCAGCUCUCCACCGAAAACUCCAGCUCCAGCUCCGUCCUUUACCUUCAGACCCGCCCGGGCGGAGCCAACGAGGAGGAGCUGGGUGUGGCCAACGGCCUUCACCGUACCGACUCGGAGCAAACGCAGGCGUCCGACUCGCUGUCGAGCGACGAGGACGACAGGCAGUUAGAGGCGAUGGCUCGUUCCCGUCGUUUGAAACAGCGGCGCGAGAGACAAGAGGCCGUGGACUCGCUGUUCCGCCACGUCCUGCUCUACCGGCAGUCGUACGAGUGUGAGCGGGUCCUCUGCGGGUUCUCCAUUCUGGAGACGCUGCUGCGAAACACGGCUGGACCCUUCAUAGACGCUCUCGCCAGCACGGAGCUGGAUUACAGCUCCACCGCACAUCUCAACCUCAUCCAGAACCUUCUACACAGACACCGCCAAGCACAGGAGGGCAACAGCUUCUACGGCCCGCUUCAGAGCAACACACCCCCUCAGUCAGCCCACUCGCCCUCCUCUCCUUCCUGCCCUCCACCUCCUCCUCCUCAACCGUCGCUUCUUUUGGAACUCCUCGUCUCUCUUUGCCUACAUUUCCUGUGUUCGUUCUACCCCUCCUACGCAGGCGUGCCCAACCGCUAUCUCCACGGUAACCGUGAAGUGCAGGUGAAAAGCGUGGAGGUGCUGACGUGUGUGGUCACACAGCUGGUCAAUGUAGCUCAGACAUGCAGUGCAGGCAGUGUUAGACUGGAUACCAUCAACAGGUUGCUGAGUAACUGUAAGGUGCAGCAGUAUGUGUUGCUCUCCCUCUCAGCCUCUAUGUACGCGUGUCAGAAGCCGGCACGAGCAGGAGAAAUGGAGAAAGAGGAGGAGUGUGCGGAGGAAGGAGAAGCUCAUAUUUCAGAGGAGAGUUUGGUAAAUCUGGGACGCUGUUACCCCUUUGUGGAGCACCCUCUCCAACUGGCGCUGCUCAAACUUCUCCAGGCGCUGAUUGUGUUGGAGCAUUGUGUGUGCGCGCCGCCCGGCAACGGCAGCAGCCACCACCAGCGACCGGACACCGCCAGCGAAGUUUCCACGGCGACGUCCUCCCUCGCUCGCGAGUGGCAGAGUGCACAAAUGUUCCAGCAGGCGAUUCGUGCACCGCGCUAUGUGCCGAAUCAGCCAAUCACUGCUCAGGGCAUGUUUGUGGCAGCGGCAGUCCAGGCUCUGUGCCCGCAGUACGGCUGUGCCAUGCACCCUGCUUGGGUGACACUGCUGAGUGCCACUUUGCCGUAUCUGGGCAGAUCGCUGGGCAUCAUCACUGCACCUGUACUUUCGCAAAUAUGUCAAAACCUCAACGAACUCAUCAAACAGCAUGAACAUGACGGGAUCAAGUCUACGUAUAGUCCUAAUCUGAGAAGAGAGAACAUUGCACCUGAUUAUCCUCUGACUCUGCUGGAAGGACUGACCACCAUCACACACUUCUGCCUACUGGAGAAAAAGAAGCCUGCGGGUGCCUUUGAUGCUGCAGACAUAAGGAACGCCUCUAAUGCCAUCCUGGAGGAGUUGCCGCGGAUACUCAAUACCAUGUCUUUACUGUGGAGUGUGGUCAGGACCUCUGACUCUGUCCACAGUAAUAGACCCACGCCUGCAUCUGUGUACUUUAAGAACUCCCAGAUUCUGAGGCAGAAGAUUCUGGAAUUUCUGACUCCGCUGGUUCAGCAUUUUGGUGUACAGAUCAUGGCGUCUGUGGCAGCUGUGUGGAGCAGCAGGAGGAACCGUAAAAGACGCGCUAAAAACAUGAUCCUACCUAUUGCCAGUGAUUCUCAGUUGACUCUGGUGGAUUUGGUGAAGUCAGUCAGCACUCUGUCAACACACACAGUCUUACAGCUCAUCAGAGAGGUGGUGAAGAAACCACAUCAAAUUAAAGGAGAUCAGAAGUCAGCCCUGGUGGAUGUUCCCAUGCUACAGUUCAGCUAUGCCUACAUCCAGAGUCUGUCUGCUCAGGGUCUCCAGGAGAACAUGGUGUCUCUUCUCACUCUGUUGCGUGAAUCUGUGCAGCUGAACCUUGCUCCACCUGGACACUUCCUGCUGCUUGGAAUCCUGAAUGACAUGGUGAACAGACUUCCCAAUAUGGACAACAAGAGAGACACCAAGGAACUGCAGGAAGUGACCGUGCGUGUCCUGGAAGCAGUAGGGGUUGUGGCUGGAUCAUCUCUGGAACAGACCAGCUGGCUCAGUCGUAACCUGGAAGUGAAACCACAGCCUCAGAUCUCUUUACAGGAAGAGGAAGAGGACCCUGAGGACAAUGACCUCUAUGACUCUGUAGAUCAGGGUAAUGCAAUGGUGUCUUCCUCUGCUCCUUCUGUGUUCAGUGUCCAGGCUCUGACUCUGCUCGCUGAGGUCCUGGCUCCCCUGCUGGACAUGGUGUAUCGUAGUGAUGAGAAGGAGAAAGCUGUGCCUCUGAUCUCACGCAUCAUGUAUUAUGUUUUCCCCUAUCUCAAAAACCACAGCGGCUAUAAUAUGCGGAGUUUCUGUGCAUCUGCGCGCUUGUUAAGCAGUCUCAGUGGGUAUGCCUACACUAAACGCACCUGGAAAAAAGAGGUUAUGGAACUCUUCAUGGACCCACAGUUCUUCACCAUGGAGUCAAACUGCAUCUGCCACUGGAAGUCCAUCGUUGACCACCUUCUGACUCAUGAGAAGACUGUGUUCAAAGAUCUCAUGAGUAUGCAGAGCAGUUCUCUGAAGCUGUUUAACAGUGCUGAUCAGAAGCCAAUGUUACUGAAGCGACAGGCCUUUGCUGUGUUCAGUGGAGAGACAGACCAGUACCAUCUCUACCUGCCUCUCAUACAGGAGCGUCUGACGGAGAACCUGCGUGCGUGUCAGGCACCAUCCGUAGCUGCUCAGAUGUUCCUGAUGUUCCGUGUUCUCCUGUUGAGAAUCUCUCCGCACCACCUGACCUCCCUCUGGCCAAUCAUGGUCACUGAGCUGGUGCGUACUUUUACUCGGCUGGAAAAAGCCUUGCAGGACGACAAAGAGUCAUCGAAGAAGAAGGGCCGUGGUGGUCAUGAGAGAAAUGGUUUGCUGAUGUUCCCACAGGCUGAUUUAGACAUGUACCUAUCAGCGUGCAAGUUCCUGGACAUAGCUGUGUCCUUUCCCCCUGAGCGCAUGCCCCUCUUCCAGAUGUAUCGCUGGGCAUUUGUGCCUGAGGUGGAUGUGAACAGUUACAGUGGGCCAGAGAACACGUUCUUAGAGGGAGGAGAACAGGAGUGUAAACCUCACAUCGUCAAGGUGCUGGAGGGAUUGCGCCACCACUAUGGGGAGAUGAACGGGAUUGUGGGGGAAUCUACUUCAGACCGUGUGGAAUUUCCCUUGCUGACGCACCAUUCUCUCGCCUCCAUCACCCAGCUGGCUCCAUUCUUUCAAGUGCUCUGUUCCUCCUUUAAUGGAGGGGACCCACCAACUCAGUACCCACCCGUCAGUUCAGACAGGGUCCUGAGACGCCUGGAACAGGUCAUUGAAGAAGAGUUCCUGGAUGGCAUGGACAGUUAG